CCCUAUUUCUUCGUACGUUUUGGACAAUCGACCUCAGCAUCGGAAAAGAGACGAACCAACUGGCUCAUCAUCACUUCUUGAACAAAAAUGAAGUUAGCUUUAAUUUUCCUUUCGGCUCUGGUGGCAAUCACUCAUCAGCAAUUCCAACAACAACCGAGUGGAAGCCCUUGGUGGUCACCGUACCCAGCACAAUUGCCCAGAAUAGUCGCUGAUCGCCGAGAGAUUUAUUACAGCUUGCAAGACGACAUUCCGUCCAUCCGCCGAUACAGACCAGUAAGACCUGUGCCCUACUUCUCACAGAAUGUCGAGUUAGACCCAAGUGUUGUGGCCGAUAACCAUCAAGAUGAUUUCAAUGCGGAAGAAGAAUAUCCGGACAUGCACUCAAGAAAUAAAGUUGCAGAGAUCCGCUACCGACCAUUUUUUAAUAACCAACAGCAGCAAAGAUUUUUCUUGAACAACUUCAACAGCAUUUUGACUAAAACGGUGACGUUUUCUCAGACGUCAACUGUCAGCCUGACCAUUGUGCAAUCCUGUAUUGCCGCUGUCAAGUUUUUGGACGCCGCUGCUCAGGCAACGCCCUGCCGUCGCAAGCGUGAUAUCCUGGAAGGUGCUCCGGAAGAUGCGCAAUUCGUUAUUGCUCCAUCGGAAACACAACGAGUGAUGCCAACGGCACUUCCAUCGCUGGAUGUGAUCCGAGAAAAUCGACAACUGCCAGUCGACGAUAAAAUUUCCGGUUCCAUGUCGUCGGUGGAACAUUUGAGAGGCAAACGAUUUUUAAAUUAUUCUGUGACUUCAGUCACAGUUACAAGCUACAGCUUUUUGUCGGCAACUGUUAAAAAAACCGUGGCCAUCGGCGACGAUGCUGCAGUACUCUGCCUUCCAUCCGGCUGGUCUGUUUGCUAAAGAGCCAGAUGAGAAAGGAACGAAACCGACUUCUUUCAAUAUUUGCUUUUAGAAUAGUUUCUGUCCUUUUGUUCCUUUAUGUUUAUCUAUUCACAAGAAUACACUUUUGCAGGCA
Daphnia pulicaria is the source of this 1018-nucleotide messenger RNA. RefSeq lists its product as uncharacterized. Lineage: Eukaryota; Metazoa; Arthropoda; Branchiopoda; Diplostraca; Daphniidae. The record is from RefSeq and is a predicted model, not a curated record. Bases 88 to 903 code for a protein of 271 amino acids. The transcript has 4 exons.